UAUUGGAAUGAGUUUUUAGGAAUUUCUUUUCUUAUGUAAACUUUUUACAAGUCUAAAUUACACUUUGUAUUUGCUGACAAAACAUGUAACAAAAAAAGUUGACAGUUUCUUUGAUAAAGUUCACUGUGAAUGACGCUGUGGUGAAGUAUUAUUAGCUAACAGAGUUGGAAGUCAUUCGAAGCAAGAGGUUAAAAAAUAUCAUCCAUCAUGUCGGAGGAGAAGGAAGCCAAAAAUGUGCUACAGGGUGCGAAAGAAUUAGACGUGGAUGAUUUUUUGGACAAAAUUGGACAGUUUGGAAAAACACAAAUCAUUCUUGUCUUGAUGUUUUGCUUGAUUAUUAUACCAACUACAUAUCAAACAUUAAUCAUGUCUUUUGUUGCUAGCAGCCCUCCGUGGCGGUGUGUGGAGAAUGCAACAAACUGCCAGCUUAAUGGAACGAUGAAAGCGAAGAAUGAUGACAGGUGUGAUAUGGAUCGCUUGUCAUGGACGUAUACUAAACCAAAGUCAUUCUCGAUUGUAACUGAUUGGGAUCUUGUCUGCGACAAUAAGGAACUAGCUUAUCUCGCAAAUUCUGGCAUGUUCAUUGGAUGGGCGUUUGGUGCUGUUGUUCUAGGUUGGAUAUCUGACAGAUUUGGUAGAAAGAUUGUGUUGUUUCCCUCAUGGUUAGCGGUCAUUUUAGCAGCAUUUGCAAGUGGUUUCGUCAAUAACUACUGGUUGUUUCUCUCUCUCCGUGUUUGGAUUGGAUUUUUUCAAGGUGGUAUAGGAUUGACCUUAUUCGUCAUGGCAACAGAACUUGUUGGGCCCAAGUAUAGAAGUUUUGCUGGAACAACUAUUUGGUUCGCUUUUACAUUCGCCUUAUGUGCAAUGGCCUUUAAAGCUUGGCUCGUUCCAAAAUGGCAGUUGCUUGAAGUUAUUUCGUCAAUCCCAUACAUUAUAUUUUUUGCAUUUUACAAAUUUAUUCCGGAGUCUGUGCGCUGGUGUCGUGUCAACAACAAGCUUGAUCAAGCUGUGAACAUCUUACGUGAUGUAGCAAAAAGAAAUGGAAAACCAUGGCCUAACGUGAAGCUAUCACCACCUCCAAAAAGUUCCAGUGAACGGCAUGCGUCCUUCAUCGACUUGUUCACACCUAAUAAAAUGUGUAUUUCCACUUUAGUGCAAUGUUUUGCUUGGUUCGUAAAUGGUCAAGUUUAUUAUGGAAUAUCUCUUGCGUCAGACGACCUUGGUGGAAAUAUGUAUCGCGACUUUGUUUUGACAAGCUUGGUAGAGAUUCCAGGGAAUAUCUUAGUCAUUGUUUGCACAAACAGGCUCGGCCGGAAACCAGCUGUAAUUGGUAGUAUGGUUGUGGGCGGUCUUGCAUGCAUUGGUGUAGCCUUCAUAGAUCCAACAACUUCAGUGUUGACCUGGUCACGUGUCAGUCUGGGCAUGCUGGGUAAAUUAUGCAUCACAUUGUCUUUCAAUUCAUUGUACAUUUGGUCUGUAGAAUUGUACCCCACAACAGUAAGGUCUCAGGGUAUGGGUUUGCUCUCCGUUGUCAGCCGUAUUGGAGCGGCAACUGCACCAUGGAUCGCACAGUGGCUCGGUCACAUCAAUAAGAUGUUACCAUUUGGUGUGAUGGGUACAUUAACUCUGAUAAGCGCUGGAUUAUGCUGGAAAUUAAAAGAGACACGUGGUCUGGCUACCGCUGAAACUUUGGAAGAUACAAAUAAACCAACCGAUAGUGGCGUGGAAGAACGCGAGUUGGACGAUCCAUUGGCGAGUAACAGCUCAUAUGCGCUAAAUAAUCACAUGGAAAUCGACAGCACAAAACUUUGACUCGUAAAACAGUCGAGGGAAACGAAUCAACGAACAAACUUAUGUAAUAUAAAGAUGUAAACAAACUUCAAACCAGUUACCAGGCCUUUUUAGGCCUGAAUUCUGAGUUAUUGCGGGAAAAGAUGUGGAUGCGAGGUCAAAUAAGCGUCGCGGAAUCGACCAACAUAUUUUUCAAAGACAAACUUAGAAUUAAAGCAAAAUAUAUAAAGAUGAAGCAAGGGUUCUUAAUA
This is a messenger RNA of Hydractinia symbiolongicarpus, 2042 nucleotides long. Its product is annotated as organic cation transporter protein-like. Gene Ontology annotation, cellular component: membrane. Gene Ontology annotation, molecular function: transmembrane transporter activity. Gene Ontology annotation, biological process: transmembrane transport. The coding region runs from base 208 to 1812 and encodes 534 amino acids. Lineage: Eukaryota; Metazoa; Cnidaria; Hydrozoa; Anthoathecata; Hydractiniidae. The record is from RefSeq and is a predicted model, not a curated record. The transcript has 10 exons.